CCAGACACCACAACUUACAUUUCCUCCACUUCUCCUUUUGUGUCAGUCAGCCUGGACUUUAACAUGGGUUCCUGAAGCGUUAAGUGGGGGUUGAUUUUCACUAAAGAAAUCACAGCAAAACACACCGAUCUUCUGUAUUUACUAAUGGCGUCAUUUCUAUGGGACUGUUUCCUCCUUUUUCUGCCGUCCCUGCUACUCGUCGUUCUGUCGGUGGUUCUCCGCCGCCCCAGCGUUCACCGCUGGACGAGGUCGGCCGUCCGAGCUGCAGCCUGGAGGCUCUGGGUCAUCAUCAGUCUGAUCCUGGAGCUGCCACUGGAUAAUAAUAUGAGAACAUGGACAGCCAAACCACCAGGGUCGGAGUCGGGGUCAGCUCAGGCCUCAGAUGGACCCCGACUCAUCUGCAAACCCACAGCUUUGGCCAAAUACCUGCUCCGACACUGCGGCUCUCUGGGCAGGUCCAGACUGGCCGGCUGGCCCAGAGGAGACCCCCACCUCCAGACCGUGUCCGGCCUGCUGUGUGGACAACAGGGGGACACGCUGCAGUUCACCAGAGACCACCUGCUGCUGAGGGACGGGGGCAUCGUGGCUCUGGACUGGGCCGUGGGGACGAGGCUGGGGGAGGCCAGGAGGAGGUGGGAGGGGAGGAAGGAGCAGCAGUCAGGGGGGAAGAGUCUGGGCUGCUUCACCCCGACACCUCCCGUCCUCCUCCUCAUCCCUCAGUCCUGGGGAGGGAUGACCCCUCACCUGAAGGCUCUGUGCCAUCAGGCCAUGCUGCAGGGCUUCUACGUGGUGGUGUUCCACCCUCGAGGCACGGCCAGCUGCCCUCUGACCACCGCUCGGCUCACCGAGUUCGGAGAUCCGGCUGAUCUGGAACAGGCUGUAUCUUAUGUCCACAGCCGCCACCCGUCCUCUGUGUUGGUAGCAGUGAGUGAAGGUUCAGGUUCAGGGAUCCUGCUCUCCUAUCUGGGUGAAUGUGGAUCCAGCACUCACCUGACGGCAGCUGCAGCCGUCUCACCUGUGCUUCAGGGUCAGCUGUGGUUUGAAACAGCCAUGCCUGCUGUUUAUCGGUGGGGGUCACUAUUUCACCGGAAACUGCAGCUCAGCAGAUAUAAAAGUUCCUUCAUAGGAGUUCUGGAUGUGGAUCGAGCCCUCAGAUGUUCUUCCCUCAGAGACUUUGAAGAAACUCUUUUCUGCUCUUCAGUCCAGCUUCAGUCAGAAGCUUCUGAGCCUCCAAACUCUGGACUGAAUUCAGGAUCUCAGUCCCCGCCGGGCCUGGCGCCCUCAGCGGUCUGGGCACUGGGAGAACGAGCUUACCCAGCCAAGGACUGGGAGAGCUACUGGGAGAGGAAUGAACCGCUGAGGGAUGCAGACGAGGUGGCGGUUCCUGUCCUCUGCAUCUGCAGCAGCGACGAUCCUCUCCUCCCUCCAGCCUCCACGCUGCCCCUUCAACUCUUCCUGAGCAACCCGUACUUCCAUCUGGUGCUGACGGUCAGAGGAGGGCACUGUGGGUUCACUCUGGAGGAGGAGAGGGAAGGUAACUGGAGUCACAUGGUGGUUCUGGAGUACUUCAGAGUGGUGGCUGAUUUCCUGAGAGGGGAGCAGAGGGACGGAGUGCUGGAAGAAAACAGUCCGACGGGUCAGAGGAGCUGGAUCAGAAAUGUGGUUCCUCAACGUAGGAGGAGAGUCACCAUGACGAGGAGAACGAGAACACAGAACCCUGAAUAUGUGGACCCUGAGGAAGGAGAGUUCACCUGGAAGAGGUGUAGGACAGGUGGGAUCCGUUGGAGAUCUGAGAGGUGAUGCUGGCGCUCCUGCUCAUGCCCUGUUCAUUCCUCCCCCCUGAUGACGUCCUCCUCAUAGCCUGUGGGCUGUUCCUCACCCCUCCCGCGCCUCCCUGGCUGCCCCUCUGACUCCCUCCUCCGGGGUGGUGGAGGCUCCACGGCGGUGGGCCCCCAGCCAGCAUCGGGUGACCCCAGGGCUGCUGCGAGCUGGAGCCCCCCUGGUGGUGAUGACUGUGGUGGCCGCCUCCUCCGCUUCCUCCGGGCCAGUGGCCUCCCCCCUGAGCCCCCUGGCCUCCUCCCCCCCAGCCUCCCUGGGAAUCGGGAGCCAGGUUGGUGAGCACCAUGUUGCUGAAGCCCAGCCGCAUGGACUCCGAGUCAAAGGCUUCGAUCUCUCGGGCCUGGCGCUCCAGCAGCGAGCGGAUUCGCUCCAGGCGCUCGUUCUGCAAGGAGAGCAUUUCCUCCUCGAUCUGGGGUGAGAAACACAGUGAACAAAUCAUGCUAAAAUGAAGGUGAAGUGACACUGCACAGAAUACUUAUGGUGUCAUGGUGAGAAAAACAAAAGACAUUUUUCAUUUAUUAGAACCUGAAAUGUUAAAAACAGAAAAAGAAAAUCUGAUUUUCAAGUUUGCAUGAGUCCCCAAACUACUCAUCUGUGACAUGGAAAAUGUAUCCAGAUCUAAACUUUUUUAAGCCUCAUCAGCACACCUGGUGUCCAGCUGGAAACCAGUAGUAUUUCAUCUGUUUCACACUGCUGUACCUGUCCAUAUCCUCUCAAUGUAUACUUUCCUAAAACGUGUCGUCUAUAGAUAUAAAUAUGAAAGAAACAAUGAAAUUAC
Amphiprion ocellaris (clown anemonefish) is the source of this 2617-nucleotide messenger RNA. RefSeq names its product protein ABHD15. The record is from RefSeq and is a predicted model, not a curated record. Lineage: Eukaryota; Metazoa; Chordata; Actinopteri; Pomacentridae. Gene Ontology annotation, molecular function: short-chain carboxylesterase activity; monoacylglycerol lipase activity.